AUGGACAUGCUGGCAACUAAAACCACAUGGUUGGCCAUAGCUCUCUUUUUCAUAACUGUUGUAGCCACUAAGAUUUCAAGAUGGAAAAGCAAUAUCCAUCAUUUGUCCACAAGACCACUUCCACCUGUGGUGAAUGUCCUUGCUCUCUUACCUUCACUUUUUAAAAAGGGGUUUGGGGUUACAAUCAAUGAUCUGUACACAAGGUACGGCAGUGUAUUUACAAUAAAUUUGCUUGGGCCAAAGAUAACCUUGUUGGUUGGACCAGAUGUCUCGGCUCAUUUCUUCCAAGGGCUGGAGUCAGAGAUUAGCUUUGGUAAUUUUGCCGAGGUUACUGUUCCCAUCUUUGGCCAGGAAGUUUUGUAUGGUGUAGAUGCCGCAACUCGCAGUGAGCAAGUAAACCUCAUGCUUGAUAUACUAAAGCCAUCCAAGUUGCGAAGCCUCGUUGAUCCCAUAUUUCAAGAAGUAGAGGCCUACUUUGCAAAGUGGGGACAAGAUGGCAUAGUUGAUCUUAAACAUGAACUUGAGCAGGUGCUCAUGUUUAUCUCAAGUCGGUGCCUACUUGGAUAUGAGGUUCGGGAGAUGAUGCUAAAAGAAGUAUACUCAUUGUUCCAUGAACUUGAGAACGGCUUAAACUUUUUCAGCUACUUGUUUCCAUAUUUUCCAACCCUGACAAACUGCCGACGCAAUAAGGCACACAUUAGGCUGAAAGAAAUAUUCACCGCAACUAUCAGGUCACGCAGGAGUUCUAGUCGUGUCGAGGAGGAUGCACUACAGAGGUUGAUGGAUUCCAAGUAUAAAGAUGGUCGCUCCAUAACGGAAGGAGAAAUUUCCGGCAUGGUCAUGGCCCUCAUAUUUGCUGGAAAACACCCAAGCUCUAGCACUAGUAUAUGGACUGGAGCUUUUAUGUUGAGCAACACCAAGUUCUUAAUAGCUGCCAUGGAGGAGCAAAAGCAUAUCCUUAGCAAGUACAAGAACCAAAUAGGCUAUGAUGCCUUGUUAGAGAUGGAUACCCUGCAUAGAUGCAUCAAGGAGGCGAUUAGGAUGCAUACACCAGCACAAAUGUUAGCUCGCAAGGCACAUAAGAAAUUCAAGGUGCAGACCAAAGAAGGCAAGGAAUAUGACAUACCUGGAGGGCAUAAUGUUGUAAUCCCUACGGCAUUCAACAAUAAGUUGGCACACGUUUACAAUGACCCUCAUGUGUAUGAUCCGAAUCGGUUUGGUCCUGGAAGAGAGGAGGACAAAGUUUGUGGUGAGUACUCUUUCACAACAUUUGGUGGUGGAAGGCAUGUUUGCCCUGGCAUGGCCUUGGCUUACCUGCAAAUUAAGGUGAUAUGGAGCCAUCUACUAAGAAACUUUGAGCUCAAGCUAAUAUCUCCUUUCCCCGAUGCGGACUUGAGAAAGAUGGGCCAAGAGCCUAAAGGAAAAGUAGAUUUGAGCAAGUUGGGCCAAGAGCCUAAAGAAAAAGUAAUGGACGACGACCCCGACCUCCCCGGCUUCUUCACCAGCCCCUCCCGCCGCCCCCCGCAGGACGAAUUGGGGGAAGAAGAAUCCGACUCUCCGGAGGGGUUCGUCGGGGACGAGGAGGAGGACGACGGCUUGCCGUCGGAGUCCGAUCUCGCCGCCGAACUGGACGGCCUGGACACCGGAUUUCUCGAGUCCCUCGAAGAAGAAGACGAAGAGGACGAGGAGGAGGACGGUGGCGGAGAGACGGAGGCCGGCAUGGACGGCGAGAGCGGCUGGGACUCGGAGUGGGACGACGGGAUGGAGGAGGACGAGGAGGAGAAAUGGAGCAAAGAGCUGGACGGGUUCACGCCGCCGGGGGUCGGGUACGGGAGCAUCACGGAGGAGACCCUGGAGAGGAUGAGGAAGGAGAAGCUGUCCAAGGCGGAGCGGAAGCGGCGGGCGAGGGAGGCCAAGCAGGCCGAGGCCAGGGAGGACUCCGCCGUGGUGUGCGCCCGGUGCCACUCGCUGAGGAACUACGGGCACGUCAAGAACGACAGGGCCGACAACCUCAUCCCGGACUUCGACUUUGACCGCUUCAUUUCGUCGCGCCUGAUGAAGCGGUCGGCCGGCACGCCGGUCAUCGUCAUGGUGGUGGACUGCGCCGACUUCGACGGGUCAUUCCCCAAGAGGGCGGCCAAGUCGCUGUUCAGGGCGCUCGAGGGGAGGGGCAACUCCAAAUUGAGCGAGACGCCGAGGCUCGUCCUUGUCGGCACCAAGGUGGAUCUGCUGCCAUGGGAGCAGAUGGGAGUGAGGCUGGAGAAAUGGGUGCGAGGCCGAGCUAAGGCUUUCGGAGCUCCGAAGCUCGAUGCCGUGUACCUCGUCAGCGUCCACAAGGAUUUGUCAGUGAGGAACUUGAUCUCAUAUGUCAAGGAUUUAGCGGGGCCUCGCAGCAACGUGUGGGUGAUCGGUGCGCAGAAUGCUGGGAAAUCGACACUGAUCAAUGCAUUUGCAAAGAAGCAAGGUGUUAAGAUCACAAGACUGACAGAAGCAGCCGUUCCGGGAACUACAUUGGGCAUAUUGAGGAUGACGGGCGUUUUGCCUGCAAAGGCUAAGAUGUAUGACACUCCUGGCUUGCUGCAUCCGUAUAUUAUGUCAAUGAGGUUAAACACCGAGGAACGGAAGAUGGUUGAAAUCAGGAAGGAACUUCGGCCGCGGACCUUCAGGGUGAAGGCUGGACAAUCUGUCCACAUUGGUGGGUUAACACGCCUGGAUGUACUAGAAGCUUCAGUUCAAACUAUAUAUGUGACUGUUUGGGCAUCUGCCAAUAUUUCCCUUCAUCUUGGAAAAACUGAAAAUGCUGAAGAACUGCGGGCCAAGCAUGUUGGCAUCAGACUUCAGCCACCAGUUGCGGCAGAGCGAGCGACCGAACUGGGCCAGUGGACAGAGAGGCGGAUCGACGUGUCCGGGGUCAGCUGGGACGUGAACAGCACGGACAUCGCGGUCUCAGGUCUAGGCUGGUACUCGCUGGGCCUGAAAGGCAACGCCACCGUCGCCGUGCACACUUUCGACGGCAUCGACGUGACGCAGCGCGACGCGAUGAUCCUCCACCGUGCCAAGUUCCUCGAGAGGCCCGGGUUCUUGCUGCCCAUCGCCAUCGCGAACGCCAUAGGCGAGGAGACCAGGAAGAAGAACGAGAGAUUGAAUGCCCAACAGCAGAGCGAUGACGACGACUACGACGAUGACGACCUUUCCGACGACGAAAGCGCAGAGUGA
Molecule: messenger RNA, 3216 nt
Organism: Triticum turgidum subsp. durum (durum wheat)
Lineage: Eukaryota; Viridiplantae; Streptophyta; Magnoliopsida; Poales; Poaceae
Source: the annotation of a GenBank genome assembly